This is a messenger RNA of Cavia porcellus (domestic guinea pig), 488 nucleotides long. RefSeq names its product SEM1 26S proteasome subunit (gene Sem1). Gene Ontology annotation, biological process: proteasome assembly; double-strand break repair via homologous recombination; mRNA export from nucleus. The transcript has 3 exons. Lineage: Eukaryota; Metazoa; Chordata; Mammalia; Rodentia; Caviidae. The coding region runs from base 131 to 343 and encodes 70 amino acids. Gene Ontology annotation, cellular component: proteasome complex; proteasome regulatory particle, lid subcomplex. The record is from RefSeq and is a predicted model, not a curated record.
CCGUAGCUCGUCCCUUAGUCUCUAUGGUAGCGCCUGUGUCGCAAGCGACGGGUGGCUGCAGCCGCCGAGGAAGAGUGACGCUUCCAACUUACUGUAGUCAUCUGUGAGGUAGUGGGGUCGGAGGGUAGCGAUGUCAGAAAAAAAACAACCGGUAGAUUUGGGUCUCCUAGAGGAGGACGACGAGUUCGAGGAGUUCCCUGCCGAAGACUGGGCUGGUUUGGAUGAAGACGAAGAUGCCCAUGUCUGGGAAGAUAACUGGGAUGAUGACAAUGUAGAGGACGACUUCUCCAAUCAGUUACGAGCUGAACUAGAGAAACAUGGUUAUAAGAUGGAGACUUCAUAGCAUCCAGAAGAAAUGUUAAAGUCCCCUCCAUUUGAACAGUGUACUAAAUUCUACGACAAGUAACUCAGAAUAGAAUGCUUUUAAAAAUGUUUAUUCCAUUAUUUGCUUGAAUUUUUGAAACAAAAAAAUAAAUGUUUUGAUCUAA